Striga hermonthica is the source of this 159-nucleotide messenger RNA. The record is from the annotation of a GenBank genome assembly. NCBI's taxonomy places the organism in Eukaryota, Viridiplantae, Streptophyta, Magnoliopsida, Lamiales, Orobanchaceae.
UCUAAGGGCUCAGUUCCAGGAAACCUAGAAUCGGACCCAAGAACCUACAACGAGGCACUCCAAGAUAAAGAUGCAGAAUCAUGGAAUGUUGCAAUGUAUGCUGAAAUAGGGUCAAUGGACUCUAAUCAGGUCUGGGAUCUUGUAGAACCACCCAAUAGG